AUGGGCGGGUGUCCGACCAUGAUCCAGCGCCGCAACAAGGUGGCGCUGCCCCCAGGCUACAGCCAAUUGCACUGGAUGCGGCUGUGCCAAUCGGGACAAGACCUGUCGGGGCUUCGCGGCGGCCCGCCGCGCCGCGCCAUCACCAUGGAGGAGGUGAGUCGCCACAACACCGAGGAGGACUGCUGGAGCGUGCUGGACGGCAAGGUGUACAACAUGACGCCGUACCUCAAGUUCCACCCGGGCGGCGUGGCCGACCUCCUGCUCUCGGCGGGCGGGGACUGCACCGACCUGUUCAACGAGAAGCACCCGUGGGUGAACGGCCACAGCAUGCUGGAGAAGUGCUACAUCGGCCAGCUGGACCCGGACUCGGUGGCCUCCUCGGCCUCCUCGGCCGAGUCCAAGGUCGCGCUGGACAAGACCCAGUGGCGGCCCUUCACGGUCGCGUUCAAGCAGACGGUGAGCCACCAGACCGUCAAGUUCACGUUCGAGCUGCCGGGCAACAAGCUGCUGGGCCUGGACACGCCCGGCCAGCACCUCAAGGUGCGGGCCAAGAUCAAUGGCCAGAUGAUCGAGAGGGCCUUCACCCCCACGUCCAAGUUCUCGCAGCCGGCGUCCUUCGACCUGAUCGUCAAGGUGUACCCGGAUGGCCUCAUGAGCAGCUAUUUGGACAAACUGGCGGUCGGAGACAGUGUGGAGAUGCUGGGCCCGCAGGGAGUGCUGGGAUACCCGGAAGCAGGCGUGGUCACGGUCGGCUGCCAGCCUAAGCUCACCAAUGUUCGCCACGUUGUGAUGAUCGCUGCGGGCACGGGCAUCGCUCCGAUGCUGCAGCUGAUCCGGGCCAUCAUGGAGAACAGCAAGGACGCGGCCAAGAUUACGCUCGUGGACUGCAACCACUCGCUGGCGCACAUCAUCGCGCUGACGCAGCUGGAGCCGCUGGCCAACAUGUUCAUUGAUCGCGUCAAGGUUAAUCACAUUCUUCGCGAAGCUAGCGACAAAGACUCCCAGGAGCUGGGGUCGUUCCGAACUGGCAAACGUCUGGAUAAGGACACUCUCGCUGAGCUACUGCCGAGGGCGUCGCCCGAUGUUGCAGCCUUCCACUGUGGACCGCCAGAGUUCGACGAAGCUGUGAACAAAAUGCUGAAAGAGAUUGGAUUCAAGGACAACCAGAUAUUCAUGUUUUAG
This is a messenger RNA of Phytophthora sojae, 1182 nucleotides long. RefSeq lists its product as hypothetical. The record is from RefSeq and is a predicted model, not a curated record. The coding region runs from base 1 to 1182 and encodes 393 amino acids. Gene Ontology annotation, molecular function: heme binding; FAD binding; oxidoreductase activity. The transcript is spliced from 2 exons. Lineage: Eukaryota; Oomycota; Peronosporomycetes; Peronosporales; Peronosporaceae.